Messenger RNA from Grosmannia clavigera kw1407, 330 nucleotides. RefSeq lists its product as uncharacterized. The record is from RefSeq and is a predicted model, not a curated record. NCBI's taxonomy places the organism in Eukaryota, Fungi, Ascomycota, Sordariomycetes, Ophiostomatales, Ophiostomataceae. The coding region runs from base 1 to 330 and encodes 109 amino acids. The transcript has 2 exons.
AUGCCUGUGUCAGCUCGUCCGAUAUUUGCCAGGCGCCUGACCACGUCGGCUCAAGUCCAUCCACGCUUCCUUCCAUACAUGCACGGCAGCAAGCCCCUACUCCGGGGCCCCCCAAUGCGCCGGUUGCCUGCUUAUAUGGCCGUUGCUUGUAUUGGAUAUGCUGCUGUUAAAUACGGUAACAAGGGGUCAGAAACUGCGGCGACCCAAGACACUCGUCUAUCCGAAGAUCGCGUCGCCCUCUUGGAUGCGUAUGGCGGUCGUGAAAGUCUCGAGGAGCUAGAAAUGGCUUCUCGUAUUUACAGCAUGCAACAACAACAAGGCCGUAAAUAG